Lactuca sativa (garden lettuce) is the source of this 1703-nucleotide messenger RNA. Lineage: Eukaryota; Viridiplantae; Streptophyta; Magnoliopsida; Asterales; Asteraceae. The record is from RefSeq and is a predicted model, not a curated record.
CCUACCUGAAGCUAAGGUUAUCAGGGCUUGUAGAUGGUGAAAUCGUGGAUUAAAUGGGUAAAUGGUUUAGGGCUUUGGUAGGGAUUGUUUAUGGACGGCAUUCUUGUCGUUAGGGAUGAUUCCGGUGGAGUUUACAAAGUGAAAACGUACCUAAAUGGGUGAUAAUUGAAUGUCCGCUAUAUGCCCCGUGGAACCCUCUACCAUCAUUUACACAAAGCAGAGACUCCUUUAAAUUGGGUGCAACGACUGAAGAUAGCCAUUGGUGCUGGCCGUGGAUUGGAUUACCUUCACACUGGUGUUGGUACCCAACACGGAGUGAUACAUCGUGAUGUGAAGAGCUCGAACAUUCUUUUGAAUGAGAACUGGGAUGCUAUGAUAUCAGAUUUUGGGUUGUCCAAAAUUGGCCCAACCAAUCAAUCAUCAUCUUAUGUUGAUGCAAGUGUUAAAGGCACAUUCGGGUAUCUGGAUCCAGAAUAUUUCUAUACCAGAAAGCUGACAAGAAAAACAGAUGUGUAUGCAUUUGGGGUUGUAUUGUUUGAAUUGCUAUCAGGGAGGCUUGCAGUCGAUGAACGCAACAGUGAGGACCAAUGUAGCUUGGUAAGAUGGGCUCAAAAGUGUGUGAAAGAACGGAAAUUAGAUCAAAUGGUUGAUCCUAAUAUCAAGGGAACAAUUUUUCCCAAAUGUUUAAAACGGUUUGCACAAAUUGCGUACCGUUGUUUGCUUAGUGUUCUAAAGGAACGUCCAACCAUCGCUGAGGCUGUGGUCUCACUUCAGGCUUUACUUGAACUACAACAGAGACAUGAAAAUUCAGCUGAACCAUCAGGCAUAACUGGAUUCACUUGGAAGAUUCAUAAGUAUCUUGUUUUGGCAACUAAACAGAACUCUGACCAAAGUGGCACAAGUUCAUCAAAGAGCCAUAUAAACAUGAAUCGGGGCUCUUCAACUAACAAGGAUGGCAACAAUCAAGGUAAAAUGCAUCGUCAGCCUUGGGAAUCAUUGGUUACAGAUCUUAAAUGUUUCACGUAUUAUGACCUGAUGCGUGCUACUGAGAACUUGGGAGAUGACAAGAGGUAUCUGAAGGUUUACAAAGGUUGGAUCGAUAAAACAACAUAUUCCCCCACAGAAGAUAAUACCGGAUUGGCAAUUGCUGUUAAGAGAAUUGACUUCUACACAACUGCACGCUGGUUGCAUUUGAAAGAAUUUAAGCACCCCAACCUUGAAAAGCUCAUAGGAUAUUGCUUCGAAGACCAACUACGCAAACAAUUGUUCCUUGUGUAUGAAUUCAUGCCUAACGGAAACUUUAAUAAUCUCCUGAAUAGUGGUGUGGUAUCACGACUUCCGUUGGUUAUAAAGGUGAAAAUAGCAGUAGGAAUUGCCCGAGGUCUUGUUUUCUUGCACAAGACACAAUAUCAAUUUAAUGUCUUUGAGUAUCGGCUUGACAGACACAUGAUAUUACUGGAUCAGGUAUCUAUGAGCUAUUUUUCCUAUAGGCAUUGGAAAAAAAUUUAGUAUGUUUUCAUGUGAAUCCCAUGUUCAAUUAUUAAACUAGACUUAGGAUUUACUAAUACAUGAAUGGCAAUUAAUGUCGUUAUGUUAUAUGGAGUGAAUAUUAUAAAAUAAUCACCAACUUGAAGGAGUGGGGGAACCAAAAACUUUUAUAAGAGGUGGCAUACAAAAAUCCGGAUAAAAGAUAGUGAAGUAGU